AUGUCCGAGGAUUCUAGUGGCUCCUCAGAAGACCGCGUACGCAAGUUCCAGAAGACGGGCGACCAGGGCAGCCGCCUGCGCAAGACAAGCGCAUCCAAUGCUAUAAGCGCAGCACGACCGCUACCGACCAUCAACAACAACGCCGCAGGACGAGGCAGGGCCAAGGUGCCCUUGGGCCCCCGCGAGCGGCCCCAGGACUUCAACAAGCAGAGCAGAAUGGCAAGCGGCGCCAGCGUUGCCUCUCUUGAGACACGCUCCUUCCUCCCCACGCCCGCCAACGAGACGACGGCCACGCGCGCCGUCCCUUCGAACCCACGCUUCAGCUUCACCAAGCAACCGCAGAUCAGCAGCCCGGCAAAGGGAGAGUCCAACGAGAAUACUGGCUCAUAUGACUUCCUGCCCGCUGUCAACUUCGAUGACUUUGCCAACAGCCUCUCCUAUGAGCCCGCGCUAAGCGACUUUCCUGCCCCGGGCACGUUCAAGACCAACGUGCCUGCCGACGGCAUCGCCCCUAACAAUAACAAUAACAGCAGCAAUAGCAACGACAUGCAGCCGUUUACGGGAGCCCCCACCGAUACCCGCCCUGCGCGUAGCAGCUCUUUCGUUCGCCGCUUCAGCCAGUCCACUGCGAGGAAGCCGAGUGGUGCUUCCACCGCAUCCGGCUCUGACCCGUCUACCAUGCCUCCGCCGCCCACCAACAUGGCCAUCCGAUCACGCCGCCAAAGCCACUUCCCUGCCCAGGCACCCUCGAACCCGGCCGCACGAGCCCCAAGAAAGAGCGUUGGCCCUGGAAUGCUGCCAACGAAUAGCUUUGAAAUGGACAGACUCGCGAAUGACAACACGAUGCCUACGCUCGGCCGCGCCCCUUCACUGAACAAGGGAAACAGGCGGGAGCCACUCUCUACGAACCUGAACACUACAACCACCGGAGUACCCAAGCUUCCAACUGCCGCACGCAAUGCGAAAGCAAAGUCCCUACAGCCGCCCUCGAGACAGCAACCGGGCCACUUGACUGUCUCCAUCAGCCCCGAUCCGAGUUCCAUGCCCUUGGACCAUUCCCGCUCACCUGGCAGAUCUCCCGCUGCGCAACGAUCAUACACACCUUCGUCCUCGUCGAGCAAGCGACAGUCAACCGCACCGCACAUAUCUGGGCUCGGAGCGCGAACUAUUAGCCCCACAGACGCUCGGAGGCUGAGGAGGCUGUCCAUGAACCCUAACCAUCCGCCAAACGGCCCGGUGGGCCCUCCUACACCUCAAGGCGACCAGACAUUCGACGAGCGUGCCUUUAGCCAGUCUCCAGCCUUGGCCGUGGGAGGGAGCAUGACGCCUUCUUCGGCACGUGCGACACCCGAGCAGAAGCGCAAGUCUUAUGCCUCUGGCAUCUCGCUUUCCUCAAACUCGAGCUUGAACUCGCUAAAAGUCGGUCCUUCGUCCAUACCGUUGCGUACAAAUCCUGCUCCGACAAGCUCGCGUUUGCCUGCGCCAAAGCCACGAAACGUGCAAAGCUCAGCUGGUGGAGAACACGAAGAAGUUCCUCCAGUACCGGCUAUACCAAAAGCAUUUGAGUCUCCCAAGGACCCUGAGCGCAGCAGUUUUGCAUUCAAUACACCAAACUCGAAGAUGAACGCGCCUCCAGCAUCUCAAGAGGCUGUCUCGACACCUGAUACACGAGUUGAACCUCGGCCCAUUGAGACCCAGGACGGCGGCGUUUUGAACAGGAGUACAGGGUCCAUCAGACAUCGAAGAGGGUUAACCGUCGGAGCUGGUUCGGAAACUGAGAGGACGCCCACCACGGUACAGCAGUCCAGUAAAAAGAACCUGCAGCCAAUCAGACUACCACCGCUGAACCUGCUACCACUUGGUACACCAUUCAACAACCGGAUAUCAUCUUUCCCUGCGCCUUCCGACGAAGUAGAUGAGCGUAAUGUCACACCGCCACCUAAACGUACUGCCAACAAAACGCCUAGUACGCCCAUGACAGCGUCCAAGGCGAACUUCUUCUCAAGGAACAACCACCAUGAUGAAUACCACAAGCACUUACGUAGCAGCAGUUCAGCAUUCAACUUGCGUGCAGCAGACUCAUCGCUUGAUACACACCCGAAUAUCGGUACGAUACCCAUUCCGACCCUGAAUCCGACACGCCAAGCCACCACACCUUUCUCGUCGAAUUCAUUACCAAAGGGAAGUGGAGAGUUCGCUCGCUUGCAGCCACGACCCAGCGGCGAAUACAAGUCAUCCGCCAAGGAUGUAGAGAUGCAGAGCAUGGUUGCUGGACCGCGGCCAUUACAGAAGAAAAACACAUCGGAUUCGAUCCAGACUUCUGAGUCGACAGAGCCAGAAACGCCUUCUUCUGGUUCAUCCUUGCGCCGAAAGCUUAGCCUUAGCGGUUGGAGAAGAGCUUCGUCAAAAGCUGCGACACAUCAGUCGCAGAAUCCACAGGUCCGAAAACCGGGCACUCAGACGGACGAACAAAGACAGCAGCCUCAACCACCUAAGCACAGCGAGAUGCCGCCACCUCGGUUACCUGCGUCUGCUACUUGGAGCGGCGCUACUGGUACAACUCCUCCUCCCGCUAAAAGUGGAACCCGACCAUCCCUCGACUUUGGACGUCGCAAGACUUCUACAGCAGCUGUCGCAAGUGACACUGAGGCUGAAAAGUCAGGUGCUCGUAAACCCGUGGGAGGCGGUGGAAUACGUGCUGUGUCGGGGCACACAGACCAGGCUACCAGCCAAGUGACACAAAAGUCCACGUCCAUUUUGACACCGAUGCAGCGGAUGCUGGGUACGAAGAGCUCGUCAAACAUGCUCAAAGCUCGCAAUCUCGACCCCAAUUUAGAUCGGGAUGAUCUAUUAGCCGAUGAGGAAAUGAAGAAGCUUGCUUCGAAGCGGAAAGAUUUUGAGCAUGCGGCGAGGGAUGUUGAUGAGCUUCGCAAGCGCGCCACGGCCAAGGAGCGUGUCACUCCAAGUGAUGCUGUACGUAUGGCCAACUUGAACAUAUUCGAGAGGGGAGAGAUCAUCGACUACAAAGAGGUGUACUUCUGUGGAACGAAGAAUGCCAAGAAGCACGUCGGCGACCUCAAUGCGCAGACAGCGAACUUUGGCUACGACGACGAACGUGGUGAUUACAACAUUGUCCUGGGUGACCACCUUGCCUACAGAUACGAAGUCGUUGAUGUGCUCGGAAAGGGUAGUUUCGGGCAGGUCGUGCGCUGCGUAGACCAUAAGACGGGAGGACUCGAAGCGAUCAAGAUCAUUCGUAACAAGAAGAGGUUCCAUCAGCAAGCUCUGGUCGAAGUCAACAUUCUCCAGAAGUUGCGUGAAUGGGAUCCCGACAACAAGCACAGUAUGAUCAAUUUCACCCAGAGCUUCUACUUCCGCGGCCAUCUUUGCAUCUCCACUGAGCUUCUCGGUAUGAACCUGUACGAGUUCAUCAAGGCACACGAAUUCAAGGGCUUCUCUCUCCGUCUGAUCCGCCGGUUCUGCAAACAGAUGUUGGCUUCAUUGACUCUUCUGAAGACCCAGAAGGUCAUUCACUGCGAUCUGAAGCCGGAGAAUAUUCUGCUUGCGCACCCGUUGCACUCGGAAAUCAAGGUCAUCGAUUUUGGAUCAAGUUGCUUCGAGACCGAGAAGGUUUACACGUAUAUCCAGUCGCGAUUCUACCGUUCGCCUGAGGUCAUCCUUGGUAUGAGCUACGGAUUGCCGAUUGACAUGUGGAGUCUGGGUUGUAUUCUUGCCGAACUACUAACUGGCUACCCUAUCUUUCCUGGAGAGAAUGAACAAGAGCAGCUUGCUUGCAUCAUGGAGAUAUUUGGACCCCCGGAGAAGCAUCUUAUCGAGAAGAGUAGCAGGAAGAAAUUGUUCUUUGAUUCGCUUGGUAAGCCCAGAGUUACCGUCUCGUCAAAAGGUCGCAGGCGAAGGCCCAGCUCAAAGACACUACAGCAAGCUUUGAAGUGUGAUGACGAGGCUUUCCUCGACUUCAUCACGCGCUGUCUACGAUGGGAUCCUGAACGCCGAAUGAAGCCCGAUGAAGCCAUGCAGCAUGAGUUCAUCACUGGCGUUCGCAAAACCAGUCAACAACAACGACGACCUUUCAACGGCCCCUCUGGCGUUUCUUCACCUGCAAAGCGAAUGCCGCCUCCACAAUCGGCGCAGCCACGCGUCCGACCUCUUCCAGAGCCUCCAGUAUCUAGUUUCAGUCGUGGGACCGCAGCCAGCGGUCAACGCCAGGUGUCGAGCGGCACCUCCCCUGUAAAGACUUCUGCUCCCACGAGGCGUCAUUCAACAGUGCAAGGACUUGCACCUGGAGCAGCGGGUACUAAGCGUGCCGCAAAUGGAGCCCCACUCAAUGCCACAAGUGGAAGUGGCCUGCCACGCGCAGCGCAGCGAAGUGUGUCAGGCAAGCCAGACCUCGCUUCGGCUGCGGCCAUUGCCAGUCUCCGCGCCAUUGGCUAUCUCCAAAUCGAAUGCCCCUGCGCGCGCCUCAACCUUGCCGACCGCUGCAAGCCCAACUACGGUGGCUGCGUCCAAGGACGGCGAUCCGUCCCUAUAGAACUUCUUGACGUCGCCGGUCUUGUUCCAGGCGCACAUAUGGGAAAAGGUCUCGGGAACAGGUUCUUGGACGACUUGCGACACGCAGAUGCGCUGGUACACGUAGUUGACGUAAGCGGGACAACCGACGCAGAGGGCAAGGCGACAAGAGGCUACGAUCCCAGUCAGGAUAUUGUUUGGCUGAGGAGUGAGAUUGUGAGAUGGAUACAAGGCAACCUCAUGGAGAAGUGGGGCAGCAUCAAGAGGAGGCAUGUCGCGAUCAAGGCUACGGCGGUCGAGACACUACAGAACCAAUUCUCGGGAUACGGGUCAACGUCCAGCGUCGUCGCACGCUGCCUCGAUCGUCUUGCCCUCAAGGAACCACUACAAGACUGGUCUGACGAGACCAUCGAACGAGUGGUAAACGCCUUCACCGACGAGAAAUUUCCUACCGUUAUCGCCCUCAACAAGAUUGAUCAUCCCGAUGCCGACAAGAACAUAGCCAAGAUUGCAAAAACCGCAGACCCGAAGAGUAUAGUGCUUUGCAGUGCCAUAUCCGAAGUUUUCCUAAGGAAGCUGGCAAAACAAGGCUUUAUCAAAUACACAGAAGGCAGUGAGUUCGUCGACACAAGAGAAGACUUGAUCGAGCAGGGCGACCCUGAUGGAGGCGGACUGAAAGAGCUGGACGAAAAGCUCACGACACGUAUUGAGAAUCUCAAAGAUAUGGUUCUUUACCGAUUCGGUAGUACAGGCGUCGUGCAAGUCCUGUCUCGAGCAGCGGAACUCCUUGGUCUAGUUCCAGUCUUCCCAGUUCGGAAUAUACAUACGUAUACUAGCGGAAGUGCGAGCUCAACGGCUGUGUUCAGGGAUUGUGUACUUGUUAAGAAGGGAAGCACGGUGGGCGACGUGUACAGGAAGGUCAUGGGUGAUGCACCCAUGGCAUACGUGGAAACCGAGGGCGGAAGAAGAGUGGCAGAAGACGAUGUUGUUGCUGUAGGAAAGAAUGAUAUUUUGAGCUUCAAGGUUGGAAGAGCAUAA
This is a messenger RNA of Alternaria burnsii, 5565 nucleotides long. RefSeq names its product dual specificity tyrosine-phosphorylation regulated kinase. The transcript is spliced from 6 exons. Bases 1 to 5565 code for a protein of 1854 amino acids. NCBI's taxonomy places the organism in Eukaryota, Fungi, Ascomycota, Dothideomycetes, Pleosporales, Pleosporaceae. Gene Ontology annotation, biological process: peptidyl-serine phosphorylation; peptidyl-threonine phosphorylation. Gene Ontology annotation, molecular function: protein serine/threonine/tyrosine kinase activity; ATP binding; protein serine/threonine kinase activity. The record is from RefSeq and is a predicted model, not a curated record.